CAGUGUACGUCUAACUCCCACCAGUAUUAAUGUGUGUUGAAAUACAUGGAGCCUGACCAGACACCAAAACUAGGAACCAUUGAGGAAAUCAGAUGUGACAACAAAGGGAAGACAACUGAUGAAAGACUGCAUGAAGAUGGAAGUUAUCUUCACAAAAACGGUGAUGCGGGUGACGUAACGCAGACGAAUAACGAUGACGUAGACGGCAAGAAUCAGGAAGGAAAUGGCGGACAUCCGGUGGACAGUGACGUCAAACCUGACAAUAAAACAACCGGAGAUAAGGGCGUUUUACUGAAGGCGCUGGAUGGAGGAUACGGUUGGGUGAUUGUUGCAGCUUGUUUCUUUCAUCAUAUGGUGCUAGGUGGUUUUGCCAGAAGUGAGGGUCUUUUCUUCCUCCAGUAUCAGGAGAGGUUCAACUCUGGGGCACAACUGACGUCAUGGCCGAGUUCUUUGAUGUCCACCAUCAAUCUCUUUAUGGGACCACUGUGCGGGGCCCUGGUAAACCGCUACAGUGUGAGAACCACUCUGAUAUUUGCGACCUUCCUGACAUCACUGGGGUUCAUAUUGAACGGGCUGGCACCAAAUGUUUACUUUCUCUUCUUCUCGCAGACCAUUGUUGGGGGUAUCGGCAGAGGCCUCAUGUCCUCUGUCCUACUCCUCAAUUUGUACUUUGACAAACACAGAAGUCUGGCCCAGGGUCUAUCGUCUGCUGGGGUGGGGUUCGGGGCCUUCGCCAUAGUGCCCCUGGUUCAGAUACUCUUCGAAGAAUUUGGAUCUUUGGGAACGUUUAUGAUUAUCGGGGCCAUCUCAUUAAACGGAUGGGUUGUGGCCAUGCUCUUUAGGCCACUCAGCAUGCACUACAGAUUCCUGAGAGCAGAUAGAUUAAAGAAAAGAAGACUGGCGAGGAGUGAAGGGGUCCCUCUCACGAACAUCACCGAGUCACAAAACCCCGUCGAGGAUGGGGUCAACUGGGAUCAACUUGAUGAGCUGUACUUGAACCCCAAACAAGACGACGGGCCGGACAUCGUGUCCUUGCAGGAAGGCGUCGAACCGUUUGUCGUCAGCUGCGAGUCUCUAAACAUGGCGGUGUCGAUGCCAGACAUCCACUAUAAACCCAAGAAAGAGAACUGUCUGAAAGAGUCUCUGGCCAUCUGCUUCCCCGUGGAGCACAAGCGUCAGGGCGUGGCCACCAAGCAUGAAACCUUCCACUGGAGAUUGCUGAAGAACAUCCCGUUCCUCAUCUUCUGUAUUAGCAACACGUUCUUCCUGAUUGCUUUCAAGACAGCUUUCACCUUCUUGCCAGCCAUGGCGCUGUCUAAAGGCCUGAGCAAGCAACAGGCAGCCCUAGUGUUGACUAUCACUGGGGCUUUGGAUACUUUUGGACGAAUGGCUUUAGGUUUUAUAUUGGAUAUACGGGUAUGCCGGCCAUUCCGGCCGUACAUCUUCAAUCUCCUUCUCUUCCUCAUUGCCGGCGCAUCCUUCCUGGUGCCUUCUCUCAACUCGUUCGCCUCCUUCGUCGUGGUCAGCUCCGUCUACGGUACGCUGACCGGUGCUUUCAUCUCUCAGAAGAUGGUCGUCUUGGUGGACAUACUGGGCAGGGAGGUCAUGGCCAGCUCCCUGGGGAUAAACAAGGUCUUUCAGGGGGUGGGGACGCUGAUUGGACCUCCGUUUGCAGGGGCUCUCAGAGAUGCACUCGGCACCUUCGACAGUGCCUUCUAUCUUGGAGGAGCCUGUAUGUUGGGUUCUGGAGUUCUUCUGAUGUUCAGUAACAUUUUACUUGCCAUUCAGAAAAGAAGAAAAGCUAAGACACCAAACUAGAAUCUACACAAGGAAACGGGUUAUAUAUUUUAUAUUGAGUAACAUUUUACUUGCCAUUCAGAACAGAAGAAAAGCUAAGACACCAAACUAGAAUCUACACAGGGAAACGGGUUAUAUAUUUUAUAUUGAGUAACAUUUUACUUGACAUAAAGAAAAGAAGAGAGGCUAGGACAUCAAACUAGAAUCUACACAAGGAAACGGGUUAUAUAUUUUAUAGUGAGUAACAUUUUACUUGACAUAAAGAACAGAAGAAAAGCUAAGACACCAAACUAGAAUCUACACAGGGAAACGGGUUAUAUAUUUUAUAUUGAGUAACAUUUUGCUUGCCAUUCAGAACAGAAGAAAAGCUAAGACACCAAACUAGAAUCUACACAAGGAGACGGGUUAUAUAUUUUAUAUUGAGUAACAUUUUGCUUGCCAUUCAGAAAAGAAGAAAGGCUAAGAC
Molecule: messenger RNA, 2263 nt
Organism: Physella acuta
Lineage: Eukaryota; Metazoa; Mollusca; Gastropoda; Physidae
Product: monocarboxylate transporter 12-like
Biological process (GO): monocarboxylic acid transport; transmembrane transport
Molecular function (GO): monocarboxylic acid transmembrane transporter activity
Source: RefSeq, a predicted model, not a curated record